This is a messenger RNA of Colias croceus (clouded yellow), 1200 nucleotides long. Its product is annotated as transcription factor Adf-1-like. Lineage: Eukaryota; Metazoa; Arthropoda; Insecta; Lepidoptera; Pieridae. Gene Ontology annotation, cellular component: transcription regulator complex; nucleus. Bases 295 to 1200 code for a protein of 301 amino acids. The transcript has 2 exons. Gene Ontology annotation, molecular function: DNA binding. Gene Ontology annotation, biological process: regulation of transcription by RNA polymerase II. The record is from RefSeq and is a predicted model, not a curated record.
UGCGGUUAAAAUUACGCGUUUUAUCGUAGGUCUGAAACCGCAAAAAAAUGUAACACAUAGUUUUCUAUACAAGCGCACGCAUUAGUGACGUUUUUCAGUGACUGAUUUUAAAAACGUAACUUGCUACAUUUUGAUCGCGGUUUGCAAACGCGCGUUUUUUUUGUGUCCUAUAGUUAAAGUAUGGAAGCGCACGCACAGCGUUUAACCGCAUUCGGUUUUAUAUUCAGUCUCGACUGGGCGAGCGCAGAGGAUAGACGUUAUUUGCAGUGCUAACGAACGUUAAGAAAUUUUUUCAUGUCGUCCGACUCGGAUACAGCGUCUAUAGACUACGAUAAUUUGUCUAAAAAUAUUAUUAUUGAAGUGGAAAAAAGGCCAGCAUUAUAUGACAAAUCGUUAAAGCAAUACAAAGACAGAAAUAUUAAGGCCCGGCUUUGGCAGGAGGUAUAUCAAAAUGUGUGCAGAGAAUGGACAAACUUAUCGGAGGCAGACAAGAAAAACAAAGGAAGCUCCAUACAAAAAAAAUGGAAAAACAUGAAAGAUUGUUUCGCUAAGGAAUUGGCAGCACAUCAAGGCAAAUCUGGACAGGCUGCUCCUCCAAAGAAAAGGAAAUAUGUUCAUUUUGACUCAAUGCUUUUUCUAAUUCCUUCUAUGCAGAAACGAGAAACAAGCAGUAAUAUAAUGUCGUCUGUUUCUCCUCAAGAUAUAAAUGUAUCGUCACCGGCAUCUACUCAGGAUAGAACAUUGCCUGCUACAGCUCAAAAUUCGCAACCUCAAAUAGCACUGCGAAAGAAGAACUGUUCUGGAAGCAACAAUUCAAUAGACUAUGAGAAGCAAUUACUGGACAUAUUAAAAGAAAAACAAGUACACGAGAACGAGGACGACGAAGAAAAAAACUUUGCGCUAAUGUUAGUUCCUAUGUUACGUAAAUUAAAUGAAGAUCAAAAGCAUUAUGCUAAGAUUGAAAUCCUUAAUGUCUUAAAAAAGGCACGUUCUCAUUCAUCUCCGCAACCAUCGCAACACGUUUUUAAUCAACCAUCUCAAUUUAGAAAACAAAGAAUAUGCAGUUCACCAUUGUAUCAUCAAACAUAUACCCAGCCACAAAACACCAAUCAGUAUUCUCCACAAUCCUCAUGUAUAGAUACAAUAUAUUCCAUCCCAUCACCAUCAGAAACUCUUCCUCCAACAAGUCCAGCUCCAUAG